AUGUCAACUCUGACAGAUUUGUCAAGUCUCGAUCUGGCAUUUCUUUUCUGGCACUUAAAUAGUCAUUAUACUGCGGUUAAUGCUCAGGAAGAUAUUACUGUGCAUAAAGAAGUACUGCAGUUGUCGUUCCUGAUCUGGGAUGGUCUUCCUUUUACUAUAGCAAAGUCAAAAGGUCAAACCCACUGGGGAUCGGAGAGUAUAUUUUGCAUCCAUACAAUUCUAUCAUCAAUCCAUCCUAAAUAUUGCUUCAACCAUUGCAUCUAUUGUCAAACACAACGCAUCUACCCUUCCCACCACCGCAUCCAUUGUCAAAAAAUUUUUUCUAUCGUUCCUGCCACUUUAUCACCAAUUUUCACUUUUUCUCUGCCAAUUGCUACCAUCUCAAGAUCAUUGCCAAACAUGUUACAAUUAUUGCCUGCUAAUUGCAUGCAAAGUCUGUCAGCUGAACUUGUGACGUUUUUAACCAGUAUGCAGUCACAGUUCAAUGCACUUAACAAACGUACAACAUAUUUGGAAUCACUUGCUGCUGAAAAUGUGCAAUUGCAUGCUCAAUUAGCUAAUGUCCGGCAGGAGAAUGCUGAUCUUCAAUCUCAAUUGUUGCAAAACAAUGUGACUGGUUCUGUUUCCAGCUCUGCUUCUCUUCCUGCACCCCAGUCAACUGCAGAUCUUGGAACUGCUGCCUUCACUUGGGCCACCAAAACAAGCUUGAUUUUUGAAGUGCACCACUCUCUCCACACUCUUGGUGUUGACACUGGUCGCCUGUUAGAUAUUAACUUUCCUGCUUGUAAGGUGAUUGGCGUUCUUGUCCAUGUGCAGUAUCUUAAGGAAUUUAAAUCUCAAUUAGCUAGUGCUAAGGUCUCUCUUGUCAACAACUUUAAUCCACUUGAUCCUAAAAAUGUUGCUGAUCCCAAGUUUGCCAACUUGUCUGUCUCUGGUCUUGAAACCCAGGCUUUGGUUCUCCAAAAUGCCCACUGUCUCUAA
Molecule: messenger RNA, 981 nt
Organism: Phycomyces blakesleeanus NRRL 1555(-)
Lineage: Eukaryota; Fungi; Mucoromycota; Mucoromycetes; Mucorales; Phycomycetaceae
Exons: 4
Coding region: 1-981 (326 amino acids)
Source: RefSeq, a predicted model, not a curated record